AAGUACAAAGUCCUUAAUUUUAUUCGUCAAAACUUAACUUUCAUUUUACAGGUUUCAUAGGUGUUGUAAGUAGCGGACGGGUCGCUGAUCGAAUAAAGGGUCCUGGAACUCUUGAAACAGAGCCCGGGGAAUUUCCAUAUUUUGUGAAUAUCGUUGACAAGUGGUCGAAAGAGCUGAUUGGAUCCGGUAUACUUCUACAAUCCCGGGUCGUUCUUACAUGUGGUUACCAUUACAUUGAUAAAAGAGCAUUCUUCCUUGAAGUGAUUCUCGGUGAAUACGACAGAGCUAAUGAAACUGAAGAAUCUAAACAAGCCAUGGAAGUGUCGAAAGUUCUACUUCACCCAAAACUAGAUCCUACCAAUGGAAUUGAAGGGGAUGUUGCUUUAUUACAGCUUGAAAAUGAGCCGGAACUAGGAGAAAGGGUCAAGACGUUCGGUCUACAAAAUUUAGCUAAAUCUUCAAAGGAAGACAAGAACAUUCAUAAGAAAAAAGGCGCGUGCAUAGUUCCGGGAUAUGGCUUCAUUAAAUGGGAUAAAUUUCAGACUCUACUACCCACAACUAUGAGGAAGUACAGUCCAGCCAUGCUAAAACCAUCGAUUUGCACUGGUGGUGAAAUACUUUAAGAAACUGUUUUUAUGUGCUUUUAACCAAGACUUGACAAACACAUGCAAGUAUGACGGUGGCACACCUUUGCUGUGCAAGAGCAAAGGAAAGACUAAAUUGUACGGAGUGACGAUGGGGGCUUUUGGGUUUACCCAGUAUUGUAA
Messenger RNA from Ruditapes philippinarum (Manila clam), 767 nucleotides. RefSeq lists its product as uncharacterized. Gene Ontology annotation, molecular function: serine-type endopeptidase activity. The transcript has 6 exons. The record is from RefSeq and is a predicted model, not a curated record. Gene Ontology annotation, biological process: proteolysis. NCBI's taxonomy places the organism in Eukaryota, Metazoa, Mollusca, Bivalvia, Venerida, Veneridae. Bases 315 to 623 code for a protein of 102 amino acids.